GCAGAGUGAACCACGAUAGCACAAACCUUGAGCAACCCUCUCCUCUGCUACUUCCAACAAAGGGAGGAAUGGAGAGAGUACCAGGGGUGGGAGAGCAGAAGUCAGCAAAAAAAGUUGAUGAAGCUGGCCAAGACGAUGAUAAUACCUCAGUACCCUGGCUGAAGUUGGGUCUUGAUGCGCCAAAAAGUGAAGAAGCUAAGCCUCCGGAGGCCAAAUCGGUGGCCACUCCACAUAGGACUUUCUCCUGCAACUACUGCAUGAGAAAGUUCUUCAGCUCGCAGGCCCUUGGUGGACACCAGAAUGCACACAAGAGGGAGAGGUGUGCAGCAAGGAAGUCACACAGGUUUCAAAUGAUGAUGGGCCUCCCUCCAGCCGCUUCCAUUCUCCAACCUUUGAGAGUGAACUCCCACUCCACAGUUCUGAAGGAGCAUGGUGAUAGAGCUGCUGUUGUCGUAGCAAGAUUUGAUGGAGGCCAGAUGAGUGCCUGGAUGCCUUUUGCAGUGGAAGAAGCUGGAGGGUUGGUAUGGCCAGGGAGCUUCACAGCAAGUUCACCGGAGUCCAAGAAGCAAACAGAGAAAAAUCUUGAUCUGACCUUGCGCUUGUAAAUUUGCAAUUCACAGAUAGGCCAUUAUAUAUAAGCAUUUCUGAGAAGUGUAAUCUUUUUUAACAAUUUCUGUUGGGUGAACAAGUAUAAAGUGCACGGUGAGAAUGAAAAUUUUAAACC
Panicum hallii is the source of this 724-nucleotide messenger RNA. Its product is annotated as zinc finger protein 7-like. Bases 69 to 605 code for a protein of 178 amino acids. The transcript has a single exon. The record is from RefSeq and is a predicted model, not a curated record. NCBI's taxonomy places the organism in Eukaryota, Viridiplantae, Streptophyta, Magnoliopsida, Poales, Poaceae.